AUGGAUUGCAUCUCCUUCUGCCUUAUCUGCAGUGAACGUGAACGGGUGGCCCUCUCGUCUGCAGACUCGCUUCCAGAAAUCUUCGAUCUUGGUGACUCCAAUCCCCUCCACCCCCCAUUGGACCACAGUGACCGCAAUCCCCUCUUUCCCCUAUUGGACCGGGGCGACUCCAAUCCCCUCUACCCCCCAUUGGACCACAGUGACCGCAAUCCCCUCUUCCCCCUAUUUGACCGCAGUGACUCCAAUCCCCUCUACCCCCUAUUGGACCACAGUGACCCAAAUCCCCUCUUCCCCCUAUUGGACCACAUUGACUCCAAUCCCCUCCACCCCCAAUUGGACCGAAGUGACUCAAAACCACUCUUCUCCCUAUUGGACCACAGUGACCCCAAUCCCCUCUACCCCCCAUUGGACCGCAGUGACUCCAAUCCCCUCUACCCCCUAUUGGACCACAGUGACUCCAAUCCUCUCUACCACCUAUUGCAUCACAGUGACCCCAAUCCCCUCUACCCCCCAUUGGACCGCAGUGACUCCAAUCUCCUCUUCCCCCUAUUGGACCACAGUGACCCCAAUCCCCUCUUCCCCCCAUUUGACCGCAGUGACUCCAAUCCUCUCUUCCCCCUAUUGGACCGCAGUGACCCAAAUACCCUCUUCCCCCUAUUGGACCACAGUGACACCCUCUCCCCACUACCAUCCUACUGGGCCUCAGGGACUCUCUCUCCCCACUACCACCCUACUGGACCUCUGGGACUCCAUCUCCCCACUACAAUCCUACUGGAACAAAGUGACACCCUCUCCCCACUACCACCCAACUGGACCCCCAGGGACUCCCUCUCCCCACUACCACCCUACUGGACCUCUGGGACUCCAUCUCCCCUCUACCCCCUAUUGGACCACAGUGACCCAAAUCCCCUCUUCCCCCUAUUGGACCACAUUGACUCCAAUCCCCUCCACCCCCAAUUGGACCGAAGUGACUCAAAACCCCUCUUCUCCCUAUUGGACCACAGUGACCCCAAUCCCCUCUACCCCCCAUUGGACCGCAGUGACUCCAAUCCCCUCUACCCCCUAUUGGACCACAGUGACUCCAAUCCUCUCUACCCCCCAUUGGACCGCAGUGACUCCAAUCUCCUCUUCCCCCUAUUGGACCACAGUGACCCCAAUCCCCUCUUCCCCCCAUUUGACCGCAGUGACUCCAAUCCUCUCUUCCCCCUAUUGGACCGCAGUGACCCAAAUACCCUCUUCCCCCUAUUGGACCACAGUGACACCCUCUCCCCACUACCAUCCUACUGGGCCUCAGGGACUCUCUCUCCCCACUACCACCCUACUGGACCUCUGGGACUCCAUCUCCCCACUACAAUCCUACUGGAACAAAGGACCCCCUCUCCCCACUACCUUCCUACUGGACCCCAGGGAGUCCUUCUCCCAAAUACCACCCUACUGGACCACAGGGACCCCCUCUCCCCACUACCAUCCAACUGGACCCCAGGGACUCCCUUUCCCCACUACCACCCUACUGGAUCUCAGGGACUCCCUCUCCCCACUACCAUCCUACUGGACCCCAGGAACCCCCUCUCCCCACUACCACCCUACUGGACCCAAGGAACCCACUCUCCCCACCACCACCCAACUGGACCCCAGGGACCAACUCUCCCCACUACCAUCCUACUGGAUCCCAGGUACCCACUCCCCCCCCACCAUCCUACUGGACCCCUAGGACCCCCUCUCCCCAUCACCAUCCUACUGGACCCCAGGACCCCCUCUCCUCACUACCGUCCUACUGGACCUCAGGGAGUCCCUCUCCCAACUACCAUCCUACUGGACCAUAGGGACCCCCUCUCCCCACUACCAUCCUACUGCACCCCUAGGACCCCCUCUCCCCACUACCACCCUACUGGACCCCAGGGACCCCUCUCCCCACUACCAUCCUACUGGACCCCAGGGACUCCCUUUCCCCACUACCAUCCUACUGGACCCCAGGGACCCCCUCUCCCCACUACCAUCCUACGAGACCCCAGGGACCCCCCUCUCCCCACUACCAUCCUACUGGACCCCAGGGACCCCCUCUCCCCACUACCAUCCUACUGGACCUCAGGGACUCCCUCUCCCCACUACCACCCCACUGGACCCCAGGGACUCCCUCUCCCAACUACCAUCCUACUGGACCCCAGGGACUCCCUCUCCCCACUUCCAUCCUACUGGACCCCAGGGACCCCCUCUCCCCACUACCAUCCUACUAGACCCCAGGGACCCCCUCUCCACACUACCAUCCUACUGGGCCCCAGGGACCCCCUCUCCCCACUACCAUCCUACUGGACCUCAGGGACUCCCUCUCCCCACUACCACCCCACUGGACCUCAGGGACUCCCUCUCUCUACUACCAUCCAACUGGACCCCAGGGACCCCCUCUCCCCAUUACCACCGUACUGGACCCCAGUGACCCCCUCUCCCCACUACCAUCCAACUGGACCCCAGGGACCCCCUCUCCCCAUUACCACCGGACUCCCUUCCCACCACUACCAUCCAAGUGGACCCCAGGGACUCCCUCUCUCCACUACCAUCCAACUGGACCCCAGGGACCCCCUCUCCCCACUACCAUCCUACUGGACCCCAGGGACUCCCUUUCCCCACUACCAUCCUACUGGACCCCAGGGACCCCCUCUCCCAACUACCAUCCUACUGGACCCCAGGGACCCCCUCUCCCCACUACCAUCCUACUGGACCCUUAGGACCCCCUCUCCCCACUAUCACUCUACUGGACCCCAGGGACCCCCUCUCCCCACUACCACCCUACUGGACCCCAGGGACCCCCUCUCCCCACUACCAUCCUACUGGACCCCAGGGACUCCCUCUCUCCACUACCAUCCAACUGGACCCCAGGGACCCCCUCUCCCCACUACCUUCCUACUGGAUCCCAGGGACUCCCUCUCUCCACUACCAUCCGACUGGACCCCAGGGACCCCCUCUCCCCAUUACCACCGUACUGGACCCCAGGGACCCCCUCUCCCCACUACCUUCGUACUGGACCCCAGGGACUCCCUUCCCACCACUACCAUCCAACUGGACCCCAGGGACCCCCUCUCCCCACUAACAUCCUACUGUACCCCAGGGACUCCCUCUCUCCACUACCAUCCAACUGGACCCCAGGGACCCCCUCUCCCCACUACCUUCGUACUGGACCCCAGGGACUCCCUUCCCACCACUACCAUCCAACUGGACCCCAGGGACCCCCUCUCCCCACUACCAUCCUACUGGACCUCAGGGACUCCCUCUCUCCCCUACUAUCCAACUGGACCCCAGGGACCCCCUCCCCCCACUACCACCCAACUGGACCCCAGGGAGUCCCUCUCCCCACUACCACCCAACUGGACCCCAGGGACGGACCAAAGGAGCCAAGGUGAUCCUCGUUGGUUGCCGCUGGCGGAGAAAGAUCAGCCUUCAUCUGUGGUAUGUGUCCAUGGCUCUUGGGAAACGAACAUCACCAAAACUUUGAGCGCGUCUGUCAAAGGCCUCAAGCCUGCAUCAAGAGGACAAUCGAUGAUCGGACCUGACGGUAUACACGGUCAAGCGAUGAUCGGACCUGACGGUAUACACGGUCAAGCGAUGAUCGGACCUGACGGUAUACUCGGUCAAGCGAUGAUCGGACCUGACGGUAUACACGGUCAAGCGAUGAUCGGACCUGACGGUAUACUCGGACAGGCGAUGAUCGGACCUGACGGUAUACACGGUCAAGCGAUGAUCGGACCUGACGGUAUACUCGGUCAAGCGAUGAUCGGACCUGACGGUAUACUCGGUCAAGCGAUGAUCAGACCUGACGGUAUACUCGGUCAAGCGAUGAUCUGA
Messenger RNA from Haliotis rufescens (red abalone), 3837 nucleotides. RefSeq names its product extensin-2-like. The record is from RefSeq and is a predicted model, not a curated record. NCBI's taxonomy places the organism in Eukaryota, Metazoa, Mollusca, Gastropoda, Lepetellida, Haliotidae. The transcript is spliced from 6 exons. The coding region runs from base 1 to 3837 and encodes 1278 amino acids.